Molecule: messenger RNA, 4058 nt
Organism: Carassius gibelio (silver crucian carp)
Lineage: Eukaryota; Metazoa; Chordata; Actinopteri; Cypriniformes; Cyprinidae
Product: collagen alpha-1(VI) chain-like
Exons: 31
Coding region: 174-3092 (972 amino acids)
Source: RefSeq, a predicted model, not a curated record
AAGGCGUUUCAUUCUGCUGCGCGCUCUGAGCGGACGCGCCACCGUGCUACUGUCCGCCACUUCAUCUCAUCCGAGCCUGUUUUUAUAUUUCUUCUGCAAUCAUAUCACUCCUUCUGUGCUGUGUGUCACUUAACUUCAGUUUGCACGGUUAACGUGCAGUAACAUCAGCAUCUAUGGCGCUUAAUGGAUAUAUAUUGGCCGCUCUGUGCGCACUUUGGGGAGUGAUCAUCGCUCAGCGUGACCAAGUAAUCUCAUUCAAAGAGUGUCCUGUGGACUUGUUCUUUGUGUUGGACACGUCUGAAAGUGUGGCCCUCAGAGCCAAACCUCCAGAGUUUUACAUCAACCAGAUCAAGACCUUCACCAAGCUGUUCAUUGAUCAGCUAAAUAACCUACCACAACCAUGUGAUCGCAGUGUGACGUGGAAUUCUGGAGCACUACAUUACAGUGACGACAUUGAGCUGGUGAUGGGACUAGUUGACCUGAAAACAAAGCGUCAAGACCUGAAGGCGGCAGUAGAUAAAAUCAAAUACAUUGGCAAAGGAACAUACACCGACUGUGCCAUCAAGGAGGGUAUCUCCGAGCUGCUCCGAGCGGGCUCCCAUUAUCAUGAGAAUAAGUACAUAGUGGUGGUCACGGAUGGUCACCCUGUGACCGGCUACAAGGAGCCAUGUGGUGGGAUCCAAGAGGCUGCCAAUGAGGCACGACAACAUGCUGUCAAAGUGUUCGCUGUGGCCAUCUCACCUGACCAGGAGGACACCAGACUGUCAGUCAUUGCCACAGAUGCGAGCUACAGACAGAACUUCACCGCUGCAGAUCCCUCCCGCUCCACACAGAUGAGCACUAUAAACACUAUCAUUAGCAUGAUCACAAACGAAACAAAGGAUGUGUGCUGUUCUUUUGACUGCAACGCUCCCGGAGGCCCUGUGGGACCCCCUGGUGAUCCAGGACAAAGAGGAGAGGAUGGACGACCAGGCAUGCCAGGAGAGAAAGGAGAUGUUGGUCCUCCGGGAAAUGUUGGUGAUCCUGGUCCUGUCGGAUACCAAGGAAUGAAGGGAGACCAAGGAAUAAGAGGUCAUAAGGGAGAGAGAGGACAUAAAGGCUUCAAGGGAGACAAAGGUCAACAUGGUCUUGAUGGAGUUGAUGGACGUAAGGGUGAGGCGGGAUUCCCUGGUUUUCCAGGCUGCAAAGGGUCACCGGGGCCUAAUGGCUUGCAAGGAGAACCAGGUCCUAAAGGAGACCCUGGCCAAUAUGGACCCAAAGGACAAAGAGGAGAUCCUGGCAAAGACGGUGAACCAGGAAGACCUGGAAACUAUGGGUCCUCGGGGGCAAAGGGAGACAGGGGUCCGCGUGGAGCCAAUGGCGAUAAAGGCGAGCGAGGGGAUGACGGACUACCAGGACCAGAUGGCCCAAGAGGAGAGAGAGGCACACCUGGUGAAAAAGGUGAACAAGGUUCCCGUGGUAACAGAGGGCCCAGAGGUGACCCUGGUGAACCCGGGCCCCGGGGUGAACAAGGACGUGAGGGGUCAGCAGGGCCAAACGGAGAACCGGGUGCGCCAGGAAGGGUAGGGUCCCCAGGUUAUCGUGGUGAUGAAGGUACUACAGGGGCCGAGGGAGCCAAAGGGCCCAGAGGAAUCAAAGGGGCCCCUGGAGAUAGAGGCCUGAUGGGAGAGAGGGGUGAAGACGGACCUCCAGGAAAUGGAACAGAGGGCUGUCAUGGUUUCCAGGGUUAUCCUGGGCCCAGGGGAGAUCCAGGAGCACCUGUAAGUAUCCCAAACCCUACAGAUGAUCUGUUUUUAACACAACCCAAUAGUGUUGCAAAAGUAAAAAUCCCAUUCAUUCCUUCCACUGAGAAACUGAUUUCUUGCUGUGAAUGCAAAUGUGGACCCCUGGACAUUGCCUUCAUUGUGGACAGCUCUGAGAGUAUCGGAGCUUCUAAUUUUGCCAUCGCUAAAGACUUCAUUGUGACGGUAAUGGACAGGCUCAAGGUCAAGUUUGGUGCCAAUGAAUCUCGUAUUGGCGUGGUGCAGUACAGCGGUGCCAAUGCUCAGGAGGUUGUACAGCUCGGCGACCCCAACAUUAAGACCUUAACAGACCUAAAGCAAGCCGUGAAAGACUUCCGCUGGCUGGCUGAAGCCACAUACACUGGAGAAGCUCUGCAGUACUCGCUUAACAACAUGAUCAACAAGCUUGUGACGGAGAGGAGUGUGGUCAUUGUCCUUACUGAUGGACGCUCUGACACCAUAAGAGACAAAGUACCCAUGAACGUGCUGUGCGGCAAGGGACUGAAGGUUGGUGGUGUUGGAGUGGCGGAUUAUGCAGAAAGGCAGCCCAAUUCGGAACAGCUUGAUGAGGUUGUGUGUAAAGAUGAUCCCAGAAAAGGCUUCUCCUUUGUCUUAAACAACUUUGGUAUUCUUCUGGAUGACAGUUUCCUGCAAAACCUGACUGAGAAGAUCUGUGAAGACAAGAAGUGUCCUAGCUUUACUUGUCCAAUUUCAUUUAAUGACAACACUGAUGUCCUCAUCAUGAUGGACAGCUCAGCAAGCGUGGGCUCCAAGAACUUCGAGAUGACCAAGGAGUUCGCACAAAUGCUGGCUAAGCGCUUUUUGUCAGCAGAAAGAGGAAGCUUCCAGGUCCGGGUUGCCAUUGGCCAGUACAGCAACAAUGCCAACUUAGAGACCGAAUUUUCCUCAAACAUCACCCAGGUGGCCGCUGAUAUUACAGAGGCAAAGUUCCAGGAUGCAGGUACACAGAUAACAAAUGCUCUCACCUUCGCCAUUGAGCGCCUCAGGGGUGGCAGGACGAGGAAGAAGAAGCUGCUGGUGUUUUCGGAUGGCCGUUCCCAAGGCGUCAGCAACAACCAGAUUGAAAAAUCCGUGGAACAGGUGAACAAUGCGGGCAUUGAGCUGUAUGUGCUGGCCGUGGGCAACCAGGUAAACGAGAUGCACCUGCGCACCUUAGUGAGCCGAGGACGGCCCUAUGACAAUACAUACGCCUACCGCCACCUUUUCAAAGUACCUGACUACCGCUCAUUGGUCACUGGGGUCUUUUACCAAACUGUAUCCCGCAAGAUUUCCUUGGAGUCGAGGGGGUGAUUGGAUAGUGGGAGGGGUUCAGGAAUAAAGGGGGUGGGUGACAGUAUAGCGCAAGCUUUGAUUGUUUUUAUUUUUUGUCUGUUUUCCAUGUGAAUGGUAUAUCUGAACUUAAAAGGUUUUUCAUAGUCUCUUACAUUUCAUAAAAGACAGUAAAUGAUUGUGUCGGAAUUCUUAAAAAAUUAUUUUCAUGUCACUUAUUUCUUUGUAGGUAAAGGGAUUUAUCAAGUCGUUUCACAGAUUAUGUCAAUGUUGGAGUAGGUUAUAGAGCUUUGACUUUUUGACUGUAUUAAGUUGUCCAUGACUGCCAGAAAUUUGCAUUAAAUAAUAUAUCCACUGCUAAGGGCACAAAAUUAUUAUUUCAGUGGAAAGGAGCUAUCAUCUCUAUUUGAUGAUGCAGACUUCUUGCAAUCUUGCAACCAGGGUCCAAAAUGAACACAUUCUAAUCAAUCCAUCAAUCAAUCAAUCAAUCAAUCAAUCAAUCAAUCAAUCAAUCAAUCAGUCUUUCUAUCUAUCUAUCUAUCUAUCUAUCUAUCUAUCUAUCUAUCUAUCUAUCUAUCUAUCUAUCUAUCUAUCUAUCUAUCUAUCUAUCUAUCUAUCUAUCUAUCUAUCUAUCUAUCCUUUACAAUAUAUGUUUAUAUCUACUGUCAAAUAUACCUGGAAAUUGAAAAUAUAUAUAUUUUGGACCCUGCUUGCAACCAAGUCCUAGCAAUUCUUUACUUGCAUUAGUCUGUGGUACACUUAAUUGUUGCCAUUAAAAAUAAAACUUGAAUAGAAAUUUGGUGCUACACAUGUAAACACUACACUAGCUCCUUUAGUCAUUCAAAUGCAGGUUUCUUCAAAAUUGUUCUAUGUGCCUUUAACCAAAGAGUUUACCAACAGGCUUCUCAUGCCAAAAAUGUAUUUGAGGCCAGCCCCAGGGCUGUUGUAAAGGUAUUUGAAAUAAAGGAUGCUACACCCCACCACUAA